Messenger RNA from Mus musculus (house mouse), 3725 nucleotides. RefSeq names its product predicted gene 4861. Lineage: Eukaryota; Metazoa; Chordata; Mammalia; Rodentia; Muridae. Bases 1871 to 2191 code for a protein of 106 amino acids. The transcript is spliced from 3 exons. The record is from RefSeq and is a predicted model, not a curated record.
CCAAAGUCUCCAUAUGUCUUGGGCAUUUCAUUUCUUGUCUACAGCUGGUAAGGAUGCUAAGCCAAGGACUUGGCAUGGCAUGGAGGCAAAGGAAACAUUUUCCUGGGAAGCUCUUCCAUCCUUGCACCUUCUCUAAGUAGCUUCUGUGGCAUUGCGUAAGUGGUUUUCUGACAUGUCAGGAUCCCUUUUCUCUUUUGUUGCAUUAACAUUGGGAGAAUUUGUAUCAUGGGUUGGUAAAUGAAUACGUUGGUUGUUACACCCAAGAAGAAAACAAACAAGCUCUCUCUACUACACCACCUAAUCACUGGCACAUCUCAGUAUCCCUUCUCCCUGAUUCCCGCUUGCUUCUCCAGUCUCCCCACUUGCUCAGUAGACUACACGAGUUCCCAUUCACCAAAGGACAUUACUCUUUGAAAUUCAUGUUCUCUUGAUCCGAUAAACAAGCAUGACCUGGAAACUGUAAUUGCCCUCAUCUUAAAAGCCUUCCUUGGAUCUCAUUACUUCUAGUUAUUUCUACUCCAGUUUGACCUUGCCUCUGACCAUAUCCAGAGACCACUGUUGGUGAGGUAACAGACGACUUCUCUGGCACUAAGGGUUGUGGUCAGCCCUCCCAGCUUAGGGUUCUUGUUCUCUCAGAAGAGUGACAUUUGAUCACUCUUCCAUCCUUGCACCUUCUCUAAGUAGCUUCUGUGGCAUUGCGUAAGUGGUUUUCUGACAUGUCAGGAUCCCUUUUCUCUUUUGUUGACUCUCUUUUAAGCAUCAGAGUGUCACAUAGUACAGCCUUGCUCUCUUCACGUCUGUCUGCGUUCAUUGCCUUGAUGCUUUAAUUCACUUGCAUGGUUUGAAAUGCCACCUUCAUUCCAGAGACUCCUGAAUGUAUACCUAGAGCUCCAUCUCAUUUCUCUACUUGGCCUUUCCAUUUGAAGGGCUAAUAGAGACCUCUAGUUUGAUCUGCACCAACCUCAACUCUCCAUCUUUCUCUCUGAAGCUGAGGCCUCUGUACUCACACUUCAACUAAUGGCGGUGGCUUCAGCCCUCACCGGCUCAGGCUGGGAACCUUAAUUACCCUCAAUGCUCCUUUGUUCUAGCUCCCAUCCAGAUGUCCAGGAAGUCUUGUUUUCUCCAACUUCCCACCUUCCCCACUCUGGUUUCCUUGUGGUGAGCUGCUGUCAUUGAUCAUGUGGCCUGCUGCCAUGACCCUGUCUUGCACAUGGGCUGACCUCCACCGAACUCUUCUGGAACCUAACUUUCCCAUAGAAGCUACAGCCAUCUUUCCACAGUGCAAGUCAGCUCAUGUCCCUCCUCCAUUCAAGACUCCAGGUGAUUCCUAUCGUAAUUAAAGUAGAAGCUGAAGCCCUUCUGUGCCCAAUUAUCUUUCUGAACUCAUUUCCUACCAUCCACUCUUCUUCCCUUCCUGGCACACAACACACGGGCUGUAGCUUGUAGUGUUUUUCUCUGAUUACUCAUGAGGGAAGCUCUUUCAGCUGUGCUCUAGCCUGCCUCUGAGGCAUCUUCUGAAGUCCAGUGUGUGGUAAAGGCUUGGUCCUCUGGUUGCUGCUUUUGGGUGAUGGGAGCACCUUGAAAAUAUGGGACCUGAUAGGAGGCCAUUAGGAACAUGGCUUCAAAGUGGGUAAUGGCACUGCAACCUUUUCUGCUUCUCAUAUGUGGACUCUUGGAAGAAGUUCGGCUCUUCCCCAUCUUCCCAUGUGGUGUGCUGCCUCAACACAGGUCCAGAAGCAAUGGGAAUAAUCACCUGUAGCCUGGAAGAUCUAACCCUGUCUUAUUUAAAAUUAGCUUACUUUCCUGGGCUCUUUAGCUAUCCACUCUUUCACGGGUAUUUCUGUCUCAGCAUCUGACCAGUGUGCAAGCAAUGAACACCCUGUGCAGCAUCCCAGUCUCUCUCCUGACUCUGGUGGCAGGCCAGAACUGGAUCUAUCAUAUAAGGAAAAAGAGGAUGAGUGCAGCAAAAGUUCAAAACCAAAAUCUGUCAGGAAUGGAGUGGAAAGCAUCGAGGAGAGGCAAGUGUUGGAGAACAGACACUGGGCUUCGAAAGGCCACGCUGGUCUUUACUCUAGUCAUCCUUGGCACUUAUGUUAGUGAUUCCUUACUUCUGGUUCUAAGACUGGGGACAGGCAGAGCCUGCUGGUCGAGAACCACAGAACCCCCACCGUCCCAUAGAUUUUGCUUCUGAUCUCUGUAACAUAAGUUUUAUAGUAAAAUUUUCCUGUGCUAUUUGAGCUUGUUGAAUACACACUGGGAGUGAGGAGGCAGCCCCUUAAGCCAGAGGCAGCAUGAUUAUUUCAAUCGAGAGAAGAACAAACAGUGGAGGGGGUAUUAAUGACAUCGUGCCCUUGAGAAUGGUUGGAAGGCAUAGUCUUCCCAACAGUGGCUACUCUCUAUCUUACGAUAGAAUUACGAAUAUGCACAGGGGAUGAGAAACUAAAACUCAUCCAUGGAUGAAGCUCAACUCUUCGGGAAACUCUCAGUUUUCAGCAGGGCUCAUUGCCCAGUUAUUUCUGCUGGAUGUUGUAUCUGAUUUCAUGAAACGUCGCUAUCUAUUAGCUGCUGCUGAGUUUUCUAUUACUUCUACUUGAGAUAUAUAUUAUAUAGUAUUAAUAUACAUUUUUGUUUUUGUAAAUAUAAUAUAUUCAGUUCACUCAUUCAAAGCCAAACGUACUCUCUCAUUAUUCACUUGGAUCAGUCACCUUUAGCCUUACUUGUCUUGUUUCCAGAAUCAACCAUGAUGGCUUAACAUAUGAACUGGGAUCAGGGAUCUAUGUAUAGAGAACAAGGGUGUUGUUUGUGUGAAAGUCUUUUAAGUAAUAGAAGUUUUUGUUGUUAUUAUUGUUAGUUUUGUUUCAUUUUGGUCAAAGGUAAGAGCAAAGAUAGGGGGAGUAAAUUCAAAAUCUUGACAGGUUAUUAAACAUUAGGGUCACUUCUUACCUCAAUAUUUUUACCUAUGUGACGCCCUUCUUAUUACGACUUUCCCUUACAGAUUCCGAUUAUUGUACCCAACAGGAACAAAUAUUAGUGGGACAAUGUAUGGGUUGAAUUGUGUCACUCCAAAAUCAUUACUCACAUUAGAAUGUGAAUAUAACUAUCUGAAGGGACAAAAUUUAAAAAUAUUAUUAACAUUCAGUAAAACCAUUAGGGUGGAUGCGUAUUCAAUCUGACUUGUAACUCUUAAGAGGAAUUUUAGUCUUAUAGAGAGAUUUCACAGAUAUAUAUUCACAGAAAGAAGCCCAUGUUGGGAUAUACCCUACAAAGCUCUUGAUCUUGGACUUAAAGCCUCCAGAACAGUAAGAAAAUACUUUUCUGUUGUUUAAAACAUCUAGUCUGUGGUAUAUUUUUUAUGGCAGCUACAACAAACUCUCAUAGGGAAAAUGCAUGCAUUGCAAAUAGCUUCUAAAUCUUCCUUUCUCUCUAACUUUUCUGUAGGCUAUGAAAUUCUCGUUCUGGUCAUUUUACUAUUUGAUGAGAAUCUCCUAUCUGUUCUUGGGUGUUCUGAACAUAAUAUCAUGUUUAUGAAGACUAAGUUCUGGAAAAAAAAUCAUACAAAGAAUUUGAUUCUCCUAGUAUAACUAAAACUCAGUAAUCAUGGGACUAAGGAGUCGUGUGUGUGUGUGUGUGUGUGUGUGUGUGUGUAGGUAAAUGCUCACUCCUGUGAAGGCCAGAGGUCAAUGUGAAGUGUGAAGUAUCUUCUUCAAUUACUUCUCUAUUUCUCU